UCAAAAAUUAUCGUUAUCGCUAUAAAAGGAGGACUUCGAAAUUUAUUCAUAAUGUCACAGAUUGAAUAUUCGGGUUUAGAUAUUACGCAAGAAGCUCUCAAAGUUAUCAAUGUGGCCGCCAAUGUAACACCUUUUGGUUCCUUGAUAUCAGGAAUAACUGACCUUAUUUCUGAUAUUAUUAAAUUUUAUAAUACAGCUCAAUGCAAUAAAAAAAUUUGUAGCGCAUUAUUAGAUCGUGCGCAAAGUGCUGAACUUGCGCUUAAAUCAUUAAACAAAAAAAAGCAAGAAAAUGAAGAAAAUUUUCGCAAAAAAGAAUAUUAUCAUGCUUUUCUUAGGUUCGAGAUGGUAUUGCAACAAAUUAAAGAUUUUGCCAUAGAUGUUACACAACUUCAAGGAUUUGAAAAAAUUUUUAAAGCAAACUUAGUUUCGGAAAAAUUCACACAAUUAACAAAUGACUUCGAUAGAGUGAUAAAAGAUUUAAAUUUUACAAUGGCCAUAUCGAGUGAUGAGCAAAGGAUAAAUGACCAGAAAAAUCUGAAAGAUAAUCUUGAUGAAAUGAAAAAGUUGUUGAUUAUGAAGAAACAAAUGUCAAAUAAAGCUAAUGACAAUACGUCAAUAAUAAAUGAAAUUCGAACAUGGCAAAUUGUAUCAAAUGAGUUAAAAGAUCCUUUUCCAGGACAGAAAGAUGACAUUAGAGGUGUAAUUGUUAAAAAAGUGCUUGGAGAAUACGAAGAUGUUGCCUGUAAACCUGUCACCCUUCCAAAGGAAGAUUCACGAAACUCUAAAAGAAUUCUAUCACAAUUAGUGAUCCUGGAAAAAUUAAGCAAUAGACCGAAUAUUCUCAAAUUUUAUGGUCUUUCUUACAUUGAUAACAAAAAUAUUAUAGUUUUUGAAUGGGCCGAGUUGGGAAAUCUUAAAGAAGUUUAUAAAAAGAAUGAUAUUCCAUGGUAUAAUAAAAUACUUUUAGCGCUUGAUAUUUGUUGA
Messenger RNA from Racocetra persica, 984 nucleotides. Lineage: Eukaryota; Fungi; Glomeromycota; Glomeromycetes; Diversisporales; Gigasporaceae. The record is from the annotation of a GenBank genome assembly.